Messenger RNA from Paramecium pentaurelia, 3073 nucleotides. The record is from the annotation of a GenBank genome assembly. Lineage: Eukaryota; Ciliophora; Oligohymenophorea; Peniculida; Parameciidae.
AUGAGAUAAAAUUAUUUUAGAUAAUAAAGAGGAUCUGCUACUGCAAAUUCUAAUGUAGUGCCUCCACUUUAAAUUAAGAGAUAAUAGAGUACAAAUAAAAUUACUGCAUAACCAUCAAUAGGGAGUCAUCUUAGACAAAUUAUGAAAUAAUAAUUUAUUCCCACUACUUCCACUAAUAAUAUGCAAAAUGAAAUAAUAAGAACACAAGAAACAUAAUUGUAAGAAGUACCAUUUGAAUUACAAGAUAUAAAAAUGUAUCAAAUUUUAAAGGUUCUUGGACAUGGUGCAACGGCAGAAGUUAAAAUGGCAAGGCAUAAAAUGUUAGAUAUUGUUGUUGCUAUUAAAGUAUAUGGAAGUCAUGCAAAUACUAAUUUAUUAGAAUAAGAAGUUGUUAUAUUAUAACUUUUAUCUCAUCCAAAUAUAAUAAAGUUGUAUUAUUAGUUGAAAACAGAAUAAAAUAUUUAUUUGAUCUAAGAAUACUUUUCACCAAUGACUUUAGAUUCCUAUUUGAAAGGCAGAACAAUAAAAAGGUUAAGCGAAGACUAAGUAAAAAUUAUAGGCAAAUAAUUAACUAAUGCAAUAAUAUAUUUACAUAAUUUAAAGAUAAUACAUAGAGAUUUAAAAUUAGAAAAUAUAUUAAUAGAUCCAUAAACAAUGAAAAUUAAAUUGAUUGAUUUUGGUUAUUCCAUUUAAACUGAUAAAGAAUUAUCUAUUUAAUGUGGAACUCAUCAAUAUAUGGCUCCUGAAUUAAUUAAGUAAUAAAAUUAUGACAAUAAAGUUGAUGUUUGGGCAUGUGGAGUUAUUCUAUUUAGAUUAUUAACUGGAUUGUUUCCAUUUAAAGGAAAUAAUGAAAGUGAACUAAAUAAAAAGAUUAUUGCUGGUAAAUUAGAAUUUCCAUCAUUCAUGAAUACAAGUUCAAAAGCAUUACUUUAAGGAAUGUUAAAUGUAAAUAGCUAAUUAAGGACUUUGAUAGGUUCAGAAUUUCUUUAAUGAUAAUUUUUUUAAUUUAUAUUCAGUUAUAUGUUUCAAAAUAAAAUAGAGUAAUCAAAAACAGCAUUCUUUUGGGAUGUAUACAAAUGAUUUCAAACUUAGAUUCUAUUAGGCACUUAUUCGCCUUAACUACCACAUCCUUCAUUCAAUGAAAUAAAUAAAACAUCAGUUGACCAACCACAAUAUCGAACUUUAAAAAUGGAUAUCCCAAGAACUCGUUCUCAAUUACUUUAACCUCAAAUGCAUAACAUUCUUGAAAAAAUAAUUAUUUUCUUUUGUUAAUAGGAAAAUAUUAGUUACAAAUAAGGGAUGAAUGAAAUAUUUGCUGUUGUAGCAGUCUUUAAUGAAAGUGGACUUUCAUGGGAAAAAGUUUAUGAAUAUUCUCGUAAAAUCAUUCUUGAUAACAAUUUCUUUAAAGAUGAAGAGUUCUUGUCAUUACAAGUGGCUUUUUAAUGGAUAAAUUUGUUACUUAAAUUUCAUGACUUCUAAUUAUAUGAUUAUUUGGAUAAAAAUUUACUUUCACCAGAACUAUAUGCAACACCUUGGUUAUUGACACUAUUUGCAAAUAAAAUGUCUUUAGAAUGUACUUAUCUAUUUUGGGAAAUGCUUUAUAUUAAAAAAGAUUAAUUAAUGAUAUAUUUUUUUGUGAUUGCUGUUAUCAUUUACUUUAGAUAGAAAUUACUAUCAAUUGAUUCUUCAUUAUUACCAUAAACUUUAAGUGGUAUUUACAUAGAUAAUGUUGAAAUAGUUAAGAAUAUUUAUAAAAAGUAAGCAUUAUAAUUAUAAAUAGAGCAGUUGAUUUAAAACUAAAUACUCCAUCUUCUGCAUGUAUACCUUCAAAAAUAUUUGAUUUACCAAAAGAUGAAAUAAUAAUACUUAUGAAUUAUUAUUAACAACUUGAUUGUUUGUCUCUUAAUUACACAGAAUCUCUUAAACUUGAAACUAAUUAAUGUCGAUUAUGUUCUAAUAAUGGAUGUGUUUAAUGUAGAGUUAUACGAAUGCCUCCUGAAAUGAAAUGCUUCAUCUAGACAAACAAACAUUUACAAGAAUUAGUUCAAUAUAUUGGAGGACCUAUUAAAUAAUAUAAGGUUGUAGAUAAAGUCUAAAAUUUAUAAAAUUAAAUUUAGAUAAUUAAAUAUUCUAAGUUUUAAUCUGAAUAAUAAAUUAAACAGAGUUAUAUUUGUUUUCAAUAAUAAUAAUAAUAGUAUUAAAAUACUGAAGAGGAUACUAUAAGUACAAGAUCUUAGAAUAGUUUUUAUAACUCUUAAAUUAUAGUUCCAUUUAAGUUCAAUAAAUUAUAAUUGUAAUAAUAAUUAUAAAAGUAACCAGAUGAUUAAUUUGAUUCUAUACGAUCUUAAGACCAAUCAAACAUAUAAUAAUCUUCAUCAUAUAGAUAAUCAUCCAUUAUUGAAUCCAACAUUUUGUAAAAUAUACAUUUAAAUAAUACUUCACCAUUUGAAAUCUAACCACUUAUUCUAAAAAAAGAUUCAAGAACUAAUUCUUUAAAAUAAGAUCCAAUAAAAAGAUAUGAAAAUAAAGGAUUGUUUAAGAAAUUGAAUUUAGAAAUAAAUUAACUUAAUAAUAUCAAGUUUCACAUUUUUAGAUGUAAAAUUAUUGGAACUUAAAAACAAAGAAUACUUAUUAUAAAUUAAGGAUUCAUAUGUUUAAUAAAAGAAGAUAAAUCAAAUUAUUCCAAAUUAUAAGGAAUCUAAUAAUAAAAAUAAAAAUAAUCUUAAAAAACAGAACAAUAAAUUCAAUAAAUUUCUAUUUAAUAUUUAUAUUACAUGAUAUUUUUAAAAAGAAUCAGCAGCAAAAGAUUAAAUAGUAAUGUUAUCUCAUUUUAUUUUAAAUAACCAAUGUUAAAUGUAUAAUAUUAUAGUUAUUUUAGUCAUAGUAAAAUAUAAACCAUCAAUUUUUUAAUUUAUUUAAAGAAUUUCAUAUGAAUGUAGACAAUGAUUACAUUAAUGAAGCUAAAAGAAUGAUUAAGACAGAAUAUAAAAUAACACUUGAAAUGUUAAAUACAUAAGAAGCGUAAAAUUGUAUAGAAAUGGGUAAACAAUAUUACAAACAAUGUUAAUUUUGA